GCACCGCGGCUCGGAGGUGAUCAAGCUCUGCAUCGACGAGAUCGAAGUGAAAGUUCACCGCCGCGCAGGCACCGUCAACGAGACUCUUCGACUUUCCCUGUCCUCGUUGGGCGGUGGCUUCCUGAAGCCCAAGAUGCUCCGGGAGAUCCCAGAUCCGGUCACUGGCUACCCUCUCCGCCACACG
Messenger RNA from Symbiodinium sp. CCMP2456, 184 nucleotides. The record is from the annotation of a GenBank genome assembly. Lineage: Eukaryota; Dinophyceae; Suessiales; Symbiodiniaceae.